AUGUCCGUGCCAGACUUUGACGCCCAGCUCUUGAUUCCGGAUAACAAUGCAUCGCACCAGCAAUUGGCUGGCCUGAUUGCUGCUGGCGGCUUCACUGGCGCAGGUCUACCCGAUACUGCCCACCGAUAUCUGGACGUGUUUUGCAACAAGAGCUAUUCGAACAGUCGCCGGAGAUGGGCUGGAAUCGCGCUAGCAGGCAUGAUGCGCGCGUCUGCAAGUGUCGUUCAGCGUCUGAAGAAGCUAGCACAGGGGCUGCCUCGACUUGGUGCUGUGAUUCUCGACCAGAACGAGAGUGAGGAACGCAGAAUCAUCGCCGGUCUCAUUAUACGACAGGGACUCGAGGCAAGCGUCGACUUUGCAGACUUCUGGGAGUCAGACAAGGUGUUGCACAGUGCACCCAACUUCCCGAGGGACGCUGGAGAGCACUGGAUGGGCCACUUUCAGACCUAUCUGGACACUCUGGGCAGUCUCGCGCUUGCGAAUCUCAACGACGAUCCGCUGAUACUGUAUCCGAUGGCUCUUUCCGCCAGCGACGGUUUCCAAUGGACUGGCACUUCCGCGGUUGCCAUUGUCGAGAGGGAUUUGCUGACGAUUGUCGUGUCUGACUCGACGCUUACCGAAAACCAAUUCAUCGAUAUACCAAUCAGCCACAUCAAGGACACGAGCUUACAGCAGGACUCUCCACACGAAAGCCAAGAGGGGCGGUCCGGACACAAGAUGCACGCCCUGGUCAUCAACUUGCAGGCCAAAUCAAUGACUUACCGUCUGAACUCAUCCGACCGUCAGGGUUCCGAGUUCAAAGUGUCGUUUCUCAGCCACGAAGAUGCAGACGAAUUUGAGGUUGGGAUUUGUGAUGCUCGCAAGACGGCCCACGCUACGACAACAGCUGCGACCGAUUCAACAGUUUCCAGCAGUUCCCCCGCCUCUCAGCGAGGCACCGACAUUGUAUCCUCAUCCAAACAGCAAGAAGAUAGUCCUGACGAUCCGGAAGUCGACGCUAUAGACGAGUCGCCAGAUCAGCCGAUAGAGAAACAGAGCCCAACACAACAUGCCCAGGAUAAAGGCAAGGGAAAGCUGCCGAAGAUCUCGUACGCUACGAAGCAGAAGGUCAAACAGCUGCCACCGGGCAGGUCCAAGGCUACGAGAAGCCGGCCAUCUACGAAAGCAAAACCCGUCGUCUACCAAGAUGAAGACGACGACGACGACGAAGAAACGUCAGAAGACGAGUAUGAUCUCCAGUCAAAAGUACCUGCGCACAGCAUCACAGGUCAUGGUACGGGGAGGAAGCCACUGGGUCGACGUAAACCAAACAUCGAAGACGACGAGUUUGUUCCUGCGGCGUCGAAAGCAAAGCCCAAGACGGCCAAGCGAAAGAGGGGCUCGAGCGAUGCCGGUGACAAUCGGCCGAAGAAGAAGACGCAGACCAAGACAGGUGAUGUUAAGCAGGAGAUGAAAGCGCUGGAUGGUGCGCAGGCCAAACCAGCUCGAGCCCGCAAACCGAUGAAGCAGUCGACUCAGCACAAUCUGCAGAAUGAGGCUUCGUCACGUCACUCGCUGAUCGGGGGAUUGCUAAACUCCAAAAGCCCCAGCAAAGCAUCUGCUCCUGCAUUCAAGAAGCCAGGCCAGCCUGCGUCAACGCCAGGUAGAGCAAGAGCUCAGCCUGCCCGAACUACGCCCAAGCCGCAAACACCCGUCGAGAUGCAGGACGAUGUCGACUUGCCCGUCUGCAUUGCUUCGUCUACACCGAGUAGUCGGGCGAUGCAUGAGGAUGACUUUGGUGUCCACAGUACUCCAGCAAACAGCGAGAUCCUCUCGAGCAACAGCAAACGAGUGCCUGACUCGCCGCAUGCCGAGUCUACAGCCAUCUCUGGACACGCCAACCGCGACGACGUCCACAGGGAGAAGAGGAUGGGAGAGCUGGAGAUGGCACGGAGCGACCCGUUCAAGCAACGCCAAGCAAGCCAGAAGAUCAGCUCCUUCACCCGCAAGCUGACUGGAGAGAGCGUUACCAACGACGGGCUCGACCUGGUAGACGAAGAGCCCGUCGACGCGACUCAUGAGUUGAAGGUCAGUCUGGCGAACCAACCACUGCUGAGGCAAAGCCCAAGCGUGUCGAAGCACCGCACGGAUGUUCAGAGCGGACCGCACAUGCAGAGCGCAGCCGCACGGAUCAGGGGAUUGCAGAGUCUGUCCGUUAAGAUGAGCGAAGCACGGGGAGCAGCCGCUACCUCGCACAGUGAGACGGCGCGUAAGACGGACAUGGCACAAGACAGUCGGUAUCGCCGACGCGCACAGGAUGGUAAUAGGGCACGAGCAAACGACGCCAUCAUGUCUGGUCCUCACGAAGCAGUCGAGGACACGCUAGCCGACGUGCAAGACCAAGGCGAAGUGGAGGGCGAUAAUACGCUUGUCGGGGAAGAGAUGGAGCUGCCUAAUCAGUACGGCAGCAAGGCAUCUGAGCUACACUUCCGAUCGUCGCCCCCCAUGCCAGACUCGUCGAGCGUUGUCGGGGGUUUGUCGGAUGAGUCUGAAGCCGAGGCAGAAGCGUCGCCCCCCACGUCGGGCGCAGACGAGGUGGAGUGGGAGGCAGCGCUCGAGCCACACCAGCGGGCGCUUCACGAGCAGCUGGUGCGGACGUCGAAGCGCGUGGUGCGCCACAUUGUGGACAACGAGACGGCCGUGAUGGAGAUUGCAGACGUGUUUGGCGAUGAUGGAGUGCGCGUGGUCGACGUGCUCCUCGAGCGGCAGGGUGUAGCGUGUGCCGAGGCGUUUGAGGGCCUGGAGAGCAAGCGACGAGGGUUGUUGGAGGAGCUGACGGGUGCGUCGCGGAGCUUGAAGGCGGCGAGGCAGCAGGUCAAGAGGGGUGAUGUUUGA
Molecule: messenger RNA, 2874 nt
Organism: Ascochyta rabiei
Lineage: Eukaryota; Fungi; Ascomycota; Dothideomycetes; Pleosporales; Didymellaceae
Exons: 1
Coding region: 1-2874 (957 amino acids)
Source: RefSeq, a predicted model, not a curated record